UCACAGUCUAAAAUGGUCUGCUUAACUUAUUAUACUGUAAUCGCUCUACUUAUCGUCUACGUCAGCACUACUCCUACUGCUACAAAUACCGAAAAUUUUUCAAGGCAAGAACGUAGUGCUCUGAAGCGAAGGAUGAACCGGGAAAAAAGGCAAUUCGGCUGGGAUUCGGCAUAUCCUACUACCUAUGUAUACCAAACACCAUACGUCGGUUAUUAUGGGAGCUGGGGAUACCCGAUGAUGGGUGUAUAUUGA
Messenger RNA from Cylicostephanus goldi, 252 nucleotides. The record is from the annotation of a GenBank genome assembly. Lineage: Eukaryota; Metazoa; Nematoda; Chromadorea; Rhabditida; Strongylidae.